AUGGUUACCAAUCCCACUCUAUAUCCUCCUGAUAUUACUAUAACCAUGGUUAGCAAGACUCAUUAUUUUAGCGCAAACUGUAUGGGUAAUGAUGAAUGUCCAUUGACAUUAGAUGAUGCUGGCGGCGUUUUAGGACAUGCAUACUUUCCUGACUCUAGCGGCACCUGUAGAGAAAUCCAUUUAGAUAUAAAUGAACGCUGGUAUUUUGGAAAUAAUCCUAAUAUACCCAAAAAUCAAACUAGUUUUCUUAUGGUGUUGGUUCAUGAAAUUGGACAUGCCCUCGGCAUAGCACAUAGUGCUUCUCCGAAUGCUAUUAUGUUUGCCUUCUAUCAGCAUGAGAUUCGUGGUCUAGAUGUUGAUGAUAUAAAUGCAGUACAAUAUCUAUAUGGAAGAAAAAACAAAUAUGAUUCAAUCCCAAAGUCUACCACCGCAUCAGCAAUACCAAAAACAACAACAACAACUAUAAGAUCUACAACUCGUAAGCAGCCGAUCCUCAAAAAUUUGUGUGAUAUUAUUCCAGAUUUUAUGUUUUUAGCCAUUGCUCCAGAGUUUUCAAAUUACCGAUUAUAUAUUGCACAUGAUAUGUUUAUAUGGAAACUAGACUUAAACGAAAUGAUUAUCCCAUCUCAGCCUGAACUUCUUGUCGAUUAUGUUCCUACAGAAUUACGUCAAUACACUUUACAACAUAUUUUCCAAUCAACAAACGGUGACUUGAUUACCAUUGUGUCUCCAAACAAUAUUUCUCAGCAUCAUUCCCUACCAUUAAAUUUCUUGAUAAUUUUUCAAUUGAUAUACCCGAUAGGGCUCGAAUCAAUGCUAUUUUUCAAUCAAACGCAGGACGGUCCUAUACCUUUUAUAAUAAUAUGUCAUAUAUAG
Acanthoscelides obtectus is the source of this 876-nucleotide messenger RNA. Lineage: Eukaryota; Metazoa; Arthropoda; Insecta; Coleoptera; Chrysomelidae. The record is from the annotation of a GenBank genome assembly.